This is a messenger RNA of Marmota monax (woodchuck), 7389 nucleotides long. RefSeq names its product zinc finger protein 202 (gene Znf202). The transcript is spliced from 7 exons. The record is from RefSeq and is a predicted model, not a curated record. Gene Ontology annotation, biological process: regulation of transcription by RNA polymerase II. Bases 3879 to 5825 code for a protein of 648 amino acids. NCBI's taxonomy places the organism in Eukaryota, Metazoa, Chordata, Mammalia, Rodentia, Sciuridae. Gene Ontology annotation, molecular function: RNA polymerase II cis-regulatory region sequence-specific DNA binding; DNA-binding transcription factor activity.
UAAUUUGACAUAGACAUAAAACAUGAAACACCUCUACACUUCCUGUUUUGGCUGUCUUCUUACCAACAAACCCUCCUUUAAUUUGGCCAACACUGGAAAAGUUGGAUUCAUUCUGCAUGUAUCUCCAAUUUACUUUUUUGGCGGGGAGAGGGAUUGCCAUGGAUUGAACUCAGGGGCACUCAACCACUGAGCCACAUCCCCAGUUCUAUUUUGUAUUUUAUUUAGAUACAGGGUCUCACUGAGUUGCUUAGCACCUCGCUUUUGCUGAGGCUGGCUUUGAACUUAUGAUCCUCUUAUCUCAGCCUCCUGAGCCACUGGGAUUACAGGUGUGCACCACCAUGCCUGGCUUCUGAUUUAUUUCUUUUGCCUCAAAUUUAUCUUAUUAACUAAAAGCAUCUGAAAGGCUUCUUAAAAACAGAUUGCUGAGGCCCACCCACUGAGUUUCUGAUAGUAGGUCUGUGCUGGGGUGUGAGAUUUGCAUUUCUAACAGGGUCUCAAGUAGUAUGACAUUGGUGUGGAUUCAUCACUUUGAGAACCACAACCUUUGACAAAACUUUGUGAUAUAAAUGUUGCUGAGAUUUGAGGUCCAGAAGACUUUUUUAGUACUUCUGUGCUGGAAGCUAAUAGUAGUCUGGUAUUUUGUGGGGAAUUUCACCACUUGUAUAUGGGUUCUUUUUUUUUUUUUUUUUUCUUUUUCUUUCAGUACUGGAGAUUGAACCCAGGGGGUACCAUAGCACCAGGCUACAUCCUAUCUUUUUGUUUUGAGACAGGAUGUAGUUGCCCAGACUGGCCUCAGUGCAGUUGCUGUCACCUCCAGAGUCACUGGGAUUACAGACCGUGCCACUGCACCAAGGGCCUGGACUCAUUUGUAAAAUGAAGUGUACUUUAAAAAAAAAAUGAAUACUACAUUAUCUUUAUGCCAAAUUUAAGAUGAAAUAUUGAUUUUUUUUCAUAACUUUCAUAGUUCUCUUGAAAGGAGAUUCCUAUUUUGAUCAUAUAUAUAUUAACACUCACAUUCUAGGUUUUUGCUGUGAGUUUCAGUAUUGCUAAAGUCCCUGCCAUUUCUUAAUUACCCCUAAAUUCCUCAAGCUCAGAGCCUGUUCUUUUUUUACAUAAAAUAGUGUGGGACACACAGCCAACUGAGGCUCAGUAGAUGUUUGUGAACUGAAUGAACUCUAUCCCCUACUCUCUUCCCUUUCACAAAGUUUGUCUUUACUAAUAUUUUACCACCAAGUAAAGCAGGAUAGACUUGACUGAUAUGCCACCUGAAACUGGAAUAAAUGCUAAUGUCAGAUUCCCACAACUCUUCCUGUGAACUUUUUUUAACCAAGAAGCCCUGGCACCCAAAUUUCUGAAUUUUCAUUGCUUCUAAAUCCAGGUUAGUGGAAAAUAAAUAGAAAAAGCUUACUUAAAUUCAGCUUUUUCUGAAUUUAUUUAUUGGGCUCCUUUUCUACAGAAUAUUGACACAAUGGUAGGCACUAGGAGUACAUCCUUGCUCUUAGAGUCAGGCUCACUGAGUAGAACACAGUAAUCUGUGUCCACACUAAAAAUGACUUCUGUCUCCUUGGGUCAUGAAUUAGUUGGCAGUAAAACCUGGUUCUUCCGAUUUCUCCAGUUCAUCAGGCACUGCUCCCAUCCUAUAUGUCUCCUCUAUGUAUCAGAAAACCAGAAGGAAGUCACCUGGAUGCAGCAGGGGGUGUCCUGGCCAGAUGUGUUAAUUGCAAAGGCAAAAAUAGUAAAUAACUUUUGAAUUAACUUGUUCUCAGUUAUCCAUAUCAACACCUCAGAUCAGACUCUAUUUGUGAUAUGUUAUCCUAUUAUUCCCAUUAAAUGUUUCCUCUAAAAGUAGUUGACAUUGACCAUGUUUGUUGCAGAAAUUGAAUACAUCUAGUUUAGCUCUGGCUGCCAAAUAAGAGCUGCUGCCCUCAUCGGGGUGGGUGUUAGGCUUGAUGUCCCUUCUUUUUCCCUGAGGCUUCAUGAUUGACCUCAAGCUGGGGAUGGUGGUGCACACUUGUAAUCCUAGCUACUCCAGAGGCUGAAAAAGGAGGUUCAAAACCUCUUCAACUUAGUGAGACCCUGUCUCAAAGUAAGUCUUUGUUUAAAAAAAUUGCUGGGGGUAUAGCUAAUUGGUAGAACAUUUGACUAGUAUGUAUACGGCCCUGGGUUAAAUCCCUAGUAUCACCAAAAAAGAAAAAAGAUUGACUGCUUUAUUUAGGUUAGUAACUGAUUCUGGGUUAACAUCUCUUAAGGUUAAAAAGUCUAGCAUCACCAGACAUGGUGGCACACGACUGUAAUCUCAGCCAUUUGAGAGGCUGAGGCAAGAGGAUCACGAGUUCAAAGCCCACCUCAGCAAUUUAGCAAGGCCCUAAGAAACUUAGUGAGAGCCUGUCUCAAAAUAUAAAGUAAAAAGCCCUGGGGAUAUGGCUCAGUGUUUAAGCAUCCCUGGGUUCAAUCUGUGUUUGGUUCUAGUACUUCUCAACUAUUGAAUAAACAUAUUAUAUGUGUUAUAUUAUUAUAUAACUCAAUGAACAAGCCACAUGUCCUUGUUCCUCUCAAAGCCCCUUCUUAAUAAUCAUCAAAAAUCUGGACAGUUUCUCAAAGGCCAAUCCAGUUCUCUGCCUUUAGGUAGAGAAUCAUCCGUAUCUUCCAAAUGAGUUGAUGUGACUUGACUAGAUCUUUACAAAGUAGAACAGGAGGUAAAAUGCAAGUCCUCUACCUUAGCAUGCAGAACUGACUACUAUCUUUGUUGUAGUGGGGGUGGAUAACUGAGAAUUGAUAAAAUUUUUAUCAAUUUUAUCUUGAGUAGGGGUCUUUCUAAGUUGCCCAGACUGGUCUGGAACUUGAGAUCCUCCUGCCUCCGCCUUCCAGGUACCUGGAAUUAUAGAAUAGCACGCACCAUGUACCUGGCAAAAACUGUCUUAAUAUUGCUUCAUAGGCCUGAGUAUACAACCAUAGAGAAACAUUUUAAUAGAAAUACACUGAAUUGUUAAAAUUUUUAUCUUACAUUUUCUUGUUUACCUUUACCCUCAAUGACAUUUUAUACCUACCUUAAAACUUUACUGCUGACCACAGAUCUCCAGGAUUUCAGGUUAGAAGACAUUUGUAUCUUCCCACACUGACCUUCCUGUACCACCCUCUUUUUUGUCCUGUCCUGUCUUCCCCUUCUCUACACCUUAUUCUGUUUCUUAAAACCUAUUGUAGUAAGCUUUGAGCCAUUCAUCCCCUUGCUACUCAAAUAUUACUUUUAUGAAGGAAAAAAAUUCAGUGACAAAUAAAUGUGUAUAUAUAUAUAUUUAUAUUGAUUUAUUAUUUCGGUAUGGAGAAUUGAACCCAGGACACUUAGCACUGAGCUGUAUCCCCAGCCCUUUUUAUUUUUUAUUUUGAGAUAGUCUCCCAAGUUGCUGAGGCUCACCUCAAACUUGUGAUGUUUCUUGCCUCAGCCUCCUGAGUUGCUGGGAUUACAGGCAUGCACCACCACACCUGACUGGCAAAAAUAUUUUAAUGUGAUAGGGUUUUGUGGGGCUGGGGAUAUAACUCAAUGGCAGAGUGCUUACUAGCAAUACAAGAUCCUCAGUUCAAACUUUAGCACCACAAUAAUAUUAGUAAUUUUUCCACGUGGUUUGAUGGUUCAGCAUGAUACAUUAGAAGGCCCAAAGUCAGGUAAUCUGUUUCUUUUCAUUCCUUUUGCCUUCCCAGUCAAGUUUUCAUAGGACUUCUUGGGUAUAUUCAUUGAAUUUACCUCAGAUUGCUUCCUGCCACUUAUAGGAAGGAGAGGAGACUUUGAUGUUGGUCCCUUGGGAGAAACUUGAAGUGUCCAGGCGGAGACGGGGAUUUUUCCUGUGAGCUCUAAAUGGUGUGAGAUCAUCCCAGAGCCAGAAAUGGCUACAGUCUUGGAACUAGAGGACCAGGAUCUUUGGGAAGAAGAGGGAAUUCUGAUGGUCAAACUGGAGGAUGAUUCCAUCUGCAGGCCAGAGUCUAUCUUACAGAGGGAUGACCCUGUGCUGGAAACCUCUCACCAGAACUUCCGAUGUUUUCGUUACCAAGAAGCUGCAAGCCCUCGAGAAGCUCUCAUCAGACUCCGAGAACUUUGUCAUCAGUGGCUGAGGCCAGAAAGGAGGACAAAGGAGCAGAUCCUAGAGCUGCUUGUGCUAGAGCAAUUCCUCACCGUCCUGCCUGGGGAACUACAGAGCUGGGUGCGGGGCCAGCGGCCAGAAAGUGGCGAGGAGGCAGUGACGCUGGUGGAGGGUUUGCAGAAACAACCCAGGAGACCAAGGCGGUGGGUGACUGUCCAUGUUCAUGGCCAGGAAGUCCUGUCAGAGGAGACAGUGCACUUAGGGACAGACCCUGAGUCAUCUUGUGAGCUGCAGGAUGCGGCACAGACCUCAGGCCCUGAGCAAUUCCAUGAGGAAGCCACCCGGAACCCAGAUCUGGGGAUGCCAGAAGAGCGGAGCCUGCGCCAUGAAGAGGAGUUCCAGCCCCUGCAGGAGAGCGAGGUUCCAGUGUACCAGGACUCAGACCUUCCUGCAGAGAGGAAUUCUGGAGACCCAGAGAUGGUUGCCCUUCUUACUGCUCUGUCACAGGGCCUGGUAACCUUCAAGGAUGUGGCUAUAUGCUUCUCCCAGGACCAGUGGAGUGAUCUGGAUCCAACACAGAAAGAAUUCUAUGGAGAAUAUGUCCUGGAAGAAGACUGUGGAAUUGUGGUCUCUCUGUCAUUUCCAAUCCCCAGACUAGAUGAUAUCUCCCAGGUUAGAGAAGAAGAGCCUCAGGUCCCAGAUAUCCAUGAGCCUCAAGAGCCUGAAGAGCCAGAAAUCCUGAGUUUUACCUACACAGGAGAUAGGAGUGAAGAUGAGGAAGAGGGUAUUGAGCAAGAAGAUCGGAGUUUAGAGGAUAUGCACAGGUCUGUUUUGGGAGAUCCAGAAAUUCAUCAGACACCAGAUUGGGAAAUAGUCUUUGAAGAUUAUCCAGGUAGACUUAAUGAAAGAAGAUUUGGUACAAAUAUUUCUCAAGCUAAUAGUUUUGUGAAUCCUCGGGAAACCGUUCCUGUCCACUCCCUGUUAGGGAGGCACCAUCACUGUUCUGUAUGUGGGAAAAACUUCACAUGUAACUCCCACCUUAUUAGGCACCUGAGAACUCACACAGGAGAGAAACCAUAUAAAUGUAUGGAAUGUGGAAAAAGUUACACACGGAGCUCACAUCUUGCCAGGCACCAAAAGGUUCACAAGAUGAACACUUCUUACAAAUAUCCCCUAAACCGAAAAAAUGUAGAUGGGACUGCAUCUCUGAUCCAGGCUGAGAGAACUCCACCCGUGGAGAAACCCUACAGAUGUGAUGACUGUGGAAAGCAUUUCCGCUGGACUUCAGACCUUGUCAGGCAUCAGAGGACACAUACAGGAGAAAAGCCAUUCUUCUGUACUAUUUGUGGCAAAAGCUUUAGCCAGAAAUCUGUGCUAACAACACACCAAAGAAUCCACCUAGGGGGCAAACCCUACUUGUGUGGGGUGUGUGGAGAGGACUUCGGUGAUCACAGGCGGUAUCUAGCACACCGGAAGACACAUGCAGCUGAGGAGCUCUACCACUGCAGUGAGUGUGGGCGCUGCUUCAACCAUAGUGCAGCAUUUGCCAAGCACCUGAGGGGACAUGCCUCAGUGAGGCCCUGUCGGUGCAACGAAUGUGGGAAAAGCUUCAGUCGGAGGGACCACCUCGUCAGGCAUCAGCGAACACACACAGGAGAGAAACCAUUUACCUGCCCUACCUGUGGGAAAAGCUUCAGCAGAGGAUAUCACUUAAUCAGGCAUCAGAGGACCCACUCAGAAAAGACCUCCUAGCUUGGUGCCCGUGUGAGAUCUGUACUUAGUCCUCACCCAGGAUGAGAUGGGAGAAGGGACCUUUUCUAAACUCUUCCUAACCUACCCAGACCAUAAAUAGCCUCUUCCCACCACCAAAUAAAAGUUCCAGGAAGAACCACUUAAUCUUCUGUAUCUUGAGGAGAUAUUUUAUCCAAAGUACAGCCUGAAUUGAGGCUUUUCCACUGGAAGGCUCCUCCUGCCUCUAUCUCAAGGGUUUGAAGUAGGAGAGUUAGAAGAUUUAAGAGGUUAUUACAUUUUCUGGAAAACAGACUGUUACAUAUCCUCGAGACUACUUACCAGCCUCAAGUUUAAAAUAGCCAAGGACAACCCCUUCAGUUUGGUAAGGGACCAGCCUAAAGGGUACUGUCCUUACUGGGCUCAAAUCUUAAAGCACACAGCACUGAACUCAAGACCAAUUUUUGUCCUGGUAGCUUUGCCACACACAGGAUAACUACAGAUCCUUCACUGUCUGACUCACUUCUUCACCAUUUGGAUCUUGGCAAGCUGCUCCUUUCCCCAUUGUCAAAAUGAUACUGGUGCCAGAAAUUAGAAAGGAAGGUCUCAUCAGAAGUCUCUUCCUUGUCUUUUUUGUUGUUACUGUUAUUUGUUUUGUUUUUGUUCCCUGUCUAAAUGCUCAUGCCUCUGGCCUUCCUACUCUUCAACCAGUCUAAUCUCUUGGUUGUAUGCCUGGCACUUCUGCAAGUGAGAUGUAGCACUGUAGUGCUGAGGGAUUCAGUAAAGCAUAAUUAAAUCUUAAUGAAAUCAUUUACGUUCCCACAUAUGUAGAAGCUCACCCUUUCCCUCUCUCCUUUGCUUGGGUUGUGAGGGGUUUUGAACAGUAUCCAUUUACAAAGGCACUUAUAACAAUAACAGAACCAUGAUUGACUGGGUCACUUCAUUUACAUGAAGAAAAUUGGAGAGGAUCUAAGAUUAAACUAUGGAAAAAUAGGAAAAAAAUGUUGCUGCAGGCCAAGACCAUCAGUAAUAUUUUCCUGACACACAGUCCAAUCAUCCCUGCCUCAGUUCCUAAUGUCAGGGGAAAUUAUGAAACCCAGCACCCGGGACCCUGAGGAGUUAACUAGGAGUAAAUGGCUUUCAUGUUUCUGUGUUUGCUUUUCCUUAUGUGAUUUUAUUUUCAUGUAAUUAAGAACUAAAUAGUAAUAUCUCCUGGUGGUCCAAGGGUCUCUAUCUAUUCAAAACUCCAUGGAGAUGAGCCGAAUAAUUAUGAACCUCACCUGCUCGGAUCCUGGGAGUGUCAAAGACUGGAGAGACAUCCUCCAUAAAUGGUGCGCAGGGUAUGAGAUUAAAGCAUGGAGGGGAGACAGUCUUCUGUGCCUGAUUUCUUCUGCUUCUAUCACAAUCCAUUGUAUGCUGGUAUAGACCAGAGGAAUACAGUGGGUUGAGUGGACCUGCCCUUAACAGCCCAACAAAGAAAUUUUUUAGCCAUUAAUAAUAUUGGACUGGUUUGGUUUUAAUACCAGUUCUAGAGUUGUCCUAGAAAUACGCACAAAUGAAAUAAAAUAAAAUAACACUGGCAGUCAAA